Messenger RNA from Ostertagia ostertagi, 318 nucleotides. Lineage: Eukaryota; Metazoa; Nematoda; Chromadorea; Rhabditida; Trichostrongylidae. The record is from the annotation of a GenBank genome assembly.
AUGCUGUUCCAUUUUUUCCCAAAAUAUUUCCCAAAUGGUCACAUCGGCGUUGAUCAAUUCUUCGUUCUCUCUGGUUUCCUGAUGUCCAUGGUGACGGAGCGAGAGAAGCGAUUCAGAGGACGGGAAAUAGCCAAUUUUUACUACCGCCGCUUGAAGCGUAUCGUGCCGUUGUAUCUACUUGUGCUUCUGGGUUGUGUUGCUGUUUCUGAGGCGUGCCUAUUCGGCUAUUUACAUUCCACUAACUGGAGUUCUUUCCACUACGCCUCCAUUUUUAUGACGAAUAUCAAAGCAACUGAUAGCAUCAGGGAAUAUCACCAU